AAAGUCUUUAAGUUUUAGACUCUAAAUUUUAGAGAAGUGUUAAACUGAAGUUCCUGGUUUUGAAGUGAAGACGAAAAAGAGCGUUAAACUCAUAUUAAACCAUGAAAAUCUGUCACAGUUUGAUCUUCUUCUUUCUCACACUUCAAGAUGGAAACAUUGGUCUCGUCAGUGGAGAUGGAAACACUGGUAUCACCAAAGUAGAAAUCCCAGUUUAUGAAAUGACUGAAGGAGAAACAAUCACAGUUAAAUGCAUGUUUUAUUGGUUAUCUGGUUUGGAAAGACAAAGGAAGAUGUUCUGUAGGAAUGAAUGUGAAAAGGGAGAUAUCCUUGUAGAAACAUCGAAGAAGAAAGCUCAAAAAGGAAGACACGGCAUCAGGCUAGGAUCAUCUGCUACAGAACUCUAUGUGACCAUCAGACACCUGAGGAAGUCUGACUCUGGACUGUACCAGUGUGUUUUGGAAAGGUUUGGACCAGAUGGGUAUGAUGAAUUUAGGAUUAAAGUAACAAAGGCUUCGUCAACGCUCAAACCGACCACUUUACUGAUGACUUCAGCUUCAGCUACGACUGAGCUGAGUUUCAGCUCCAGUUCAACCUCUGAGUCUGAACAUCAGCAGACGAUGACAGUAGAUCCAGGUCCAGCCACAGGACUGUACAUGAGUCUGACUGUUGUCGUCAUAGUCAUCCUGGCACCUCUGUUGGUCUUCUGCAAGAAGAGGACCAACAAACCAGCAGAACUCCAUGUGGAUACAGAGUAUGAUCUGAUUACAGACGAGAGACUGAGGGAAUUCAUGUGUCACCAACUUCACUCAACUCAGACUGGAGACUCCUCAGGUAUUUACACCUACUGUGAGCUGGAUUUUUCUGACCAGAUCUCCUCCUGGCUCAGCAGCGCCCCCCAGAGUCAGACUACUGAAGUGGUUUAUCGUGUUACUUUACCUCAGCAGCAGCGUCACUGAGGCCGAGGUCAAACCUGGGUGUCACAGAAAAAAACAAAAAAACACAUUCUGCACCAAAGUUAUGCUUCAGCUCAGAUCUGCUUCUGCUAGCUCUGCUUCAGUGUAAAUAUGAAGUUAUAUGUGAAGAGGAUAAGUGAGGUUAACUGAAUCAAGGGACUUGAUUUGUCAUAAAUUAUGUUCAUACGAGGAAACAUGAUAGACUGUUAUGUGGAGACAUUUAAAAUUUUGCCCAUUACAAGUAAAUGGGGAAAAAAAAGAUUCAUAAAAAUUCAUAAAAAAUUUGAACUUUGACCUACUGUUCUCAAAAUGUAAUCACAUCGAUUCAGGGUCA
This is a messenger RNA of Sphaeramia orbicularis (orbiculate cardinalfish), 1287 nucleotides long. RefSeq names its product CMRF35-like molecule 5. Gene Ontology annotation, cellular component: plasma membrane. Gene Ontology annotation, molecular function: transmembrane signaling receptor activity. Lineage: Eukaryota; Metazoa; Chordata; Actinopteri; Kurtiformes; Apogonidae. The record is from RefSeq and is a predicted model, not a curated record. The transcript has 6 exons. The coding region runs from base 102 to 956 and encodes 284 amino acids.